UCCCAGGGGACCGAACCAAAGCAUACGUAUAUGGGUAAUUGUUCAAGAACUGAGUACGUGCGAGUGUAGCUGUUAGGUCCUUGGUUCCCAGGGGAGGAGGGGAAGCACUAUGGCACAGAGGCUGAGAGGAUUCAGAAUUGUCAAAAAUGGCUUCAGGAUUGUCUUAAAGUCUUACAGUAUCAAACUUUACAGAGAUCCGCUUGCCUCUGCCUCCCAAGUGCUGGGAUUAAAGGCGUGUGCCACCUCUUCAAAGCUUGGUCUCUGAGCCUUUCAAACAGGAAGUAAGUCUUCCUCUAUUUAAGGCGAGGCAGUCAGAGCCUCAGCUAGCAUUCUGGUCUUCCAGGUUCUCCUUGCACGAACCUCAGAACUACCAGCAUCCAGCCCCAGCCAUGUGGGGAGCCUGCAUGUUGCUGCUGGCCGUCGGGUCCCAGCUGUCCUUUAGUGUCAUCCCAGUGGAGGAGGAGAACCCAGCCUUCUGGAACCAAAAGGCAGCCGAGGCCCUGGAUGCUGCCAAGAAGCUGCAGCCCAUUCAGACGUCAGCCAAGAACCUCAUCCUCUUCCUGGGGGACGGAAUGGGGGUGUCCACAGUGACAGCCACUCGGAUCCUAAAGGGACAGCUGGAAAACCAUCUGGGACCCGAGACACCCCUAGCCAUGGACCGCUUCCCAUACACAGCUCUGUCCAAGACUUACAACACAGACGUGCAGGUCCCAGACAGCGCAGGCACAGCCACUGCCUUUCUCUGCGGGGUCAAAACGAAUUUCAAGGUCAUUGGCCUGAGUGCCAGUGCACAGUUUGACCAGUGCAACACAACAUGGGGCAAUGAGGUCAUCUCCGUGAUGCAUCGUGCUAAGAAAGCAGGAAAGUCUGUGGGAGUGGUGACCACCACAUCGGUGCAGCAUGCCUCUCCAGCCGGCACCUACGCACACACGGUGAACCGAGGUUGGUACUCGGAUGCAGAAAUGUCUGCUUCGGCACUGCAGGAGGGCUGCAAGGACAUCUCUGUACAGCUCAUCUCCAACAUGGACAUUGAUGUGAUCCUUGGUGGUGGCCGCAAAUUCAUGUUUCCCAAGGGAACACCAGACCAGGAAUAUCCAACUAACACUGGCCAGGCUGGAACCAGGCUGGAUGGACGGAACCUUGUUCAAGAGUGGCUGGCAAAGCACCAGGGGGCCCGGUAUGUUUGGAACCACACGGAGCUCAUUCAGGCAUCCCUCGACCCAUCUGUGACACACCUCAUGGGUCUCUUUGAGCCUGAACACAUGAAAUAUGGCAUCUACCAAGACCCUACCCAGGACCCCUCCCUGGUGGAGAUGACAGAGGUGGCCGUGCGCAUGCUGAGCAGGAACCCCCGAGGCUUCUACCUCUUUGUGGAAGGGGGCCGCAUCGAUCAUGGCCACCAUGAAGGCAGAGCCUACCGUGCACUGACGGAGGCUGUCGUGUUCGACUCGGCCAUUGAGAAGGCGGACCAGCUCACCAGCGAGCAGGACACGAUGAUCCUCGUUACCGCUGACCACUCCCACGUCUUCUCUUUUGGUGGCUACGUACCUCGAGGGAACGCUAUCUUUGGGCUGGGGGCCUCCUUCAAUGCUCUGGAUGGCAAAGCCUUUACCUCCAUCCUGUAUGGCAAUGGUCCUGGCUAUAUACUUCUUAAUGGUGUCCGGGCUGAUGUCACUGAGGAAGAGAGCAGCAACCCCACGUACCAGCAGCAGGCGGCUGUGCCCUUGUAUGGCGAGACCCAUAGCGGUGAAGACGUGGCGAUAUUCGCGCGUGGUCCGCAGGCACACCUGGUGCACGGAGUUCAGGAGCAGAAUUACAUUGCGCACGUCAUGGCCUUUGCAGGCUGCCUGGAGCCCUACACCGACUGCGGCCUGGCGCCCCCUGCUGGCCGGAACGGUGCUGCUAGUCGGGGCCAGACCUCUACCCUGAUGCUCCUGUUGGCAGGGACGAUGUUGACGAUAGCAGUGGCAGCUGAACCCUGACUAUCUAAGCUCACUGUACUCCAGUACAGUUUCCUGGGCUCCACCUGUCCCUCUGGUUUUGUUCCCUACUUCCAGGUUUCUAAUAUAACUCGGGUUGCCAAGCCGCAACCCCACCUAAGGCUCCAUCAGACCUCAGGGAGUGUUAACCCAGCCUCAGACAUGAAGCACUCCCCUGCCUUGAAGACUGAGACAAGACUAGCUCCAGUACCUAUUGACCAUGGUAGAAGCAGCAGGCAGCCACGGCUCAACCAGGACCUUGUGUCUGAGUCACCAGCACUGGACAGCCCCAUUGCCAGACUCAGUGGGCUUCUGCACCUUGAAUAAUGGGUCCAGCUAAGCCUUGACACGGCCAUCAUUAGGCCACCUCCCUCUAUCCAGGCUCCUUUAAGAGGCCUGGCACAUGGAGAGCCUUGUCCCCUACCCCCCAGUAUGGCAGCAGCACUUGGUGGCUUCUUCCUUGAUCCACUGGGCCUGCACCUGUCAUUUUCCUCUCCAGCGUUUGAGACAGGGCCAUGCCUAGUCCUCCAUAUUGGGAAUUAGAGGUGCCCCCUGCUGUGUCUGACAUCAUCUUCCUGGGCCCUCCAGUCUCCUGGGCACAAUAAAUCAACUGG
This is a messenger RNA of Alexandromys fortis (reed vole), 2593 nucleotides long. RefSeq names its product alkaline phosphatase, germ cell type-like. NCBI's taxonomy places the organism in Eukaryota, Metazoa, Chordata, Mammalia, Rodentia, Cricetidae. Gene Ontology annotation, biological process: dephosphorylation. The transcript has 10 exons. Bases 390 to 1982 code for a protein of 530 amino acids. Gene Ontology annotation, molecular function: alkaline phosphatase activity. Gene Ontology annotation, cellular component: plasma membrane. The record is from RefSeq and is a predicted model, not a curated record.